ACCAGCCUUCUUUAUAGCCAAUGAGGUGGCUCUCUGCUCUUCCCGAAAACAUGUCGCCCCUGAGAUUGUGUGUCCCAGGUGAGAAACUGUGCAGUGUAGAAGACUGUAAUCAAGGCACCGGAGUGUAUCAGCGACAUGGCUACAUCUACUCCUCCCUCGCUGGCUACGUAAUGAGGAAGAACGAGGGAGAGGAGCUGCCGGUGAUCUCAGUGGUGAGGGAAACUGAAGCACUGCUGCUGCCAGAYGUUGGAGCCAUCGUCACCUGCAAGGUGACUGGCAUCAACUCGAGGUUUGCGAAGGUCCAWAUCCUCUAUGUGGGRUCCACACCGCUGAAAGACCGCUUCAGAGGGACCAUCAGAAAGGAAGACGUGAGAGAGUCGGAGAAAGACAAGGUGGACAUAUACAAAAGCUUCAGACCUGGUGACAUUGUCCUGGCAAAAGUCAUUUCGCUYGGGGACGUUCAGUCUACCUACCUGUUGACGACAGCUGAGAACGAGCUGGGCGUGGUGGUGGCUCACAGCGAAGCAGGUGCCCAGAUGAUUCCCAUCAGCUGGCGUGAGAUGCAGUGCCCGCAGACCAACGCCAAGGAGUUUCGUAAAGUGGCCCGAGUUCAGCCCGAGUAUCUGGAAGCCUGAGAGACCCUGAAAGUCUGUCACAGCACCAACAAGCGACUCCUUUCGUCAAGCGGCCUCCCAACUCUUUUUCUCUGGGUGACAUGUGGUUCCUGGGCUACUUCUCAUAUCGGCUCAUUAAGUGUCUUGUUAACGGCUUUACUUCUGCAYGUUUUUCAUUGUGCUGGAUUAAACCCAGAGAGCUCAAAGUUGAUCUUUAUCAAARGUCCACAGGCCAGCGACGGGCAUAUUCAAAGCCAUCCUGAAUUACUUUAUAGAAUCGCAUCAGGUCAGGGUUUUACARUGGCGGUUGCCAAGAUUUUACAGAAUCAAAAAAAAGUACAAUUUUUGCGCCAAGAGAGGAGAAGUUUUUGUUCCAAAUGCAGGAUUCAGGGUUGUAUCGWUGCGUAUUAUGGCAGCAUCAGCCAGAACUGUCUUUGCCACCGUUUGGUUGGAAGAUGAAACUGUUACUGGUAAAAUCCAAAUUUCAGAGCCACUUCUGCAGAGGUCAGGUCUAAACUCUUAUUGUAAUUAAAUGAAUUAUCAGCCCCGUCUAUUUUAACCYGGGRUGGAUUUAUAUUUUGGAUUUCCGGCCCUUGUGAGUUUGGCACAUUUUAUUUAAACUGCCAUACAAAAAAAUUUAUAAUAAUCUAAAGCUAGUCAUUGCUGGACAUCUAGCAAAGUUUUCUGCCAAAUAAGUUUUUCCAAACCAACAACGUACCGAGGAUUUUUAAAGUAAUCUCACCRCUUUGAACAGUUUCAAAUCUUCACUUACCACAAUAUGUAAAGCAUUUAAUUAGGGAUUUAUGAGAUGGAUCGACACAAAAGUAGUGCAGUAAAGAGAAAUGGAAAGAAAAUGAUGCAUGGACUUCAAUACAUGCUUACAAAUAAAACAUCUGAAAUGUGUGGCGUACAUUUGGAUGCAACACCUUUCACUUUGAUACGACCUCCACCUAAAAAUACAGAGCAACAAGUCGCCUUCAAACGUCCCGAUAGGUAAAUGGAGGUCGUCUGUGUGAGAUUUAAUGUCGGUGUGAAUCCAAAGGAAGGCAGAUUCAAAAGCGCGCCGCACCUUUCAGAUGUUUUAUUUGAAAACGUUUUGAAACCCAUGCAUCAUUUUUAUUUCACUUUAAGAUUAAGCACURCUUUGUGUUGGUUUAUCAUAUUAAAUGCCAAUAAAAAUCCACUGAAGCUUGUGGUUGCAAUGUGAGAUGAUGUGAAAGCUCGCUGUACCYGAAACCAUUUUUGMAUUAUUUUCUUUAAAUCAGCGGGUCUCAAACCGCAUUCCUCAAGGGCCGGUGUCCUGMAACUUUUACACGUUCCUUGUCCUCCACGCUUGAAUUAAAUGACUCAGUCGCCUCGCUAACAUGCAGUGAAGCUCUACAGAUUAACUGAUGAGCUAAUACUGGAGUCAGGCGUGCUGAAAAAGAGAGACGUGUACAAGUCGCAGGACACCGGCCAUUGAGGACCGCAGUUUGAGACCGCUGCUUCAUGGGGAAAGUUCAGGCUUUAUUUGGGGUCAAAUGGAGUAAUUCUCUAAGAACGGUUCCAUUAAAAAUGAAAUUUCUGCCAUCUGAAAUAAGACGGGCUUCAAAUAUGAGUGCUGUGUUCUGAAUUUCUACGCUGUAUCGUUUGGUCGAUUGUAACAUUGUAACACAGAACGUGUCGACAUGGACUGUGGUUCAUGUUCCAACCAUACACUAAUGGUUUCAACACGGACAGUUAUAAAAAAACAAAGGGUAAAUUUAAAGGGCGCCUCUUUAACCUCGAUGAGGUUCUGCCGAGCGCCUUGUCUUUUGCUCUCAUUUUAUACUGCUUUUAUAUGCGUAUAUGUGAGAUGUAUACAAGCGUAUCAAAGGGGAAUCAGGUGGUCAGUCCUGCUCAGGGACGCUUCGGCACUCUGUUCCCCCACCUUCUAAUUGGAAGAAGAUUACCCUGCUGUGGGUAAAUGGAUGCAAURUGUUGAAGAAACUYGCUCACUUGAAGCUUGAGAAGACUUGCAGGGUGGAAAGUUUCUCCUGAAUGGGCCUUUUCUGAGUAUUUAGACACGUCUUUYCUGACUGCUGUCUAUUGUUCCAAUACUCCAUUAAACCCCAUCAAAAAAAUACUGGAACCCCUCAUGAUUAAUUAAUUUACAAAAUUAAAUGAAAACAAAUUAGUCUUAAAACCUUGAAGUGGUUGGAACUUGGAUUUUUAUAACACAGGUAGGCUUUUUGUAUAAGACAUGAAUUGACAGUAAGCAUCUUUCCUGCAGAUUAUUGUUCUGUGGCUGAUCUAUCCAUAGGAAUUUACAGAAAGAUGAUCCAUGUUCUAUGGCCUGUAUUUUUUUGUAUCUUUGCAAGACUUUCUGUAUUUUUAAAGUGCAACUGGAAAGCUCAAAGCAAYGUGACUUUAACAAGRCUGCUWUGCUUGGAACACAAUGAAACGAGUACGAUUUCAGCUGAAUGUCUGUGAGCCAUCAGUAACAAACUUGAUUUUCUGCUUUUAUUAAAGUGAACUUUUUAUUUUA
Messenger RNA from Poecilia reticulata (guppy), 3120 nucleotides. It is a transcript of the gene exosc1, whose product is annotated as exosome component 1. Gene Ontology annotation, molecular function: RNA binding. NCBI's taxonomy places the organism in Eukaryota, Metazoa, Chordata, Actinopteri, Cyprinodontiformes, Poeciliidae. The record is from RefSeq and is a predicted model, not a curated record. Gene Ontology annotation, cellular component: cytoplasm; nuclear exosome (RNase complex). Gene Ontology annotation, biological process: RNA processing.